AUGAUCCAACUUGGACUUGGACUUAUGGGGGCGUACUGCUCCUAUUCUGGGUACGUCUACUUGAGAUCUCAAAUGGAGAUUGAGCAGAGACAACAGAUCUACCAGAGUUUGUUAACACAAGGACUCCUCGAUCAAAAGGUGAGGCUACUUGAUCCUCGGUUUCGAAGCCUACGUAUAUUAGGAAGGUACGAGAAUCCGUUUCCCGAGUAUCGUCCUCAAACGUUGUUUGAGUUUUUCAUUAUGAGAUUUAUAGAGCUUACUCAUUAUGGACGUCGAGGAGGUUUGCCUGUUGACCCGAAGAGUCUUAAAAAGACUCUUCCUUCGGCGUAUCCUGACUUAGACUUGAUUUUAGCAUCCAGACGUGGCGAGGAAUCUGUAAAGGGCCAUCCAGCGUUGCCUCCUUUGCAUAAUAGGAUGUCAUAUACCUGGCUUGGCCAGAGCUGCGGUCUAUUGCAGAUAUCUUCACUAUCAUUUUUACUGGAUCCGAUGUUCCAGGAUCACCUUGUUAACAAAUAUUUUGGUCCGCAGAGGUAUGUUUCUGCUCCAAUUGGCUUGAACACCCUCAUGGAAAAGACAGACGGUGCUCCUGAGUUUGUAUUGGUGUCACACGACCACCCGGAUCAUUUAGAUCCUGAUGCUAUCUCUUUGAUAGGAAAUAGUAGUCAAUGGAUUGUUCCCAUUGGUUUAGGAAAGUAUCUGAAGGACAGGGGAGUCAGCAAUGUGAUUGAAAUGGACUGGUGGGAUAGACUUCCACUAACAUUCGAGAAGAGUUCGGAUCGUGUCACUUCUCACUAUGAAGUUGUUUGUCUACCGUCGAUGCACUGGGGAGGUCGCACAUUAAUGGACUCAAACUCACGGCUCUGGUGUUCCUUCAUGGUGUUAAGAGAUGGGAAAGCGCUAUUCUACCAUGGUGGAGAUACUGGUUAUACAAGUGAGCUCUUCAGGAAACUAGGAACAGAAUUCGGUCCUGUAAAAUUUGCUGCUCUUCCCAUUGGCCAGUACAGCCCCCAAUGGCAUCAACGACCUCGCCAUGUUUCUCCAAGCGAGAGUGUUCAAAUAAUGAAAGAUCUUCAGUGCCACAAAAUGGUCGGAGUUCAUUGGGGAACAUUCGUACUUAGUUCAGAGAAUUAUCUCGAACCGGCAAGACAAUUGAGGAUGCUUGCAAGAAAGGACAAUAGACCAAACAGUAUAAUAGUUCCACAGUGUGGAAGAACCGUUGUGAUGGAUACUGCAAAGAUGGAUUUUGAUCACGAUGAGAAGGCGGCUAAAGAGGGGGAAUCAGUGGUGUAUCAAUAA
Messenger RNA from Brettanomyces nanus, 1296 nucleotides. RefSeq lists its product as uncharacterized. Bases 1 to 1296 code for a protein of 431 amino acids. The record is from RefSeq and is a predicted model, not a curated record. Gene Ontology annotation, molecular function: zinc ion binding; N-acylphosphatidylethanolamine-specific phospholipase D activity. Gene Ontology annotation, cellular component: membrane-bounded organelle; cytoplasm. NCBI's taxonomy places the organism in Eukaryota, Fungi, Ascomycota, Pichiomycetes, Pichiales, Pichiaceae. Gene Ontology annotation, biological process: N-acylphosphatidylethanolamine metabolic process; N-acylethanolamine metabolic process. The transcript is spliced from 2 exons.